AUGAGCGAUCUCGACAAAGCCAUCGCGCAACUGCGCGCAUGCCGGCCCAUCCCCGAGCCCCAGGUGCGGGAACUGUGCCACCGCGCGCGUGAGCUCCUCAUCGAAGAGGGCAACGUGGUCACCGUGACGGCACCGGUGACGAUAUGCGGCGACAUUCACGGCCAGUUCCACGACCUCAUGGAACUGUUUCGGGUGGGCGGCGACGUGCCCGACACCAACUAUCUCUUCAUGGGCGAUUUUGUCGAUCGCGGUUUCUAUUCUCUCGAGUCCUUCCUCCUGCUUCUUUGCCUUAAAGUACGAUACCCCGACCGCAUGACACUCAUCCGCGGCAAUCAUGAGUCACGGCAAAUAACGACUGUCUACGGAUUCUAUGACGAAUGCCUUAGAAAAUAUGGCAGCGCUAACGUGUGGCGUUAUUGCUGUGACGUCUUCGACUACCUCGCCCUUGGCGCCAUUGUGCUCGGCGCGUCCAACACGCUCUCGCCGCCGUCGGACGUGGACAAUGUGGAAAUCGAGGUGUGCGAUCAGAACGGGGGGCUCAUAAGCCGAUUCCCCCGCCAGGGACGGAUGCCGCAGCUCGAUAAUAGCUCCGGGGACAAGACGGGCCCGCCUGGCUCGGGCGCGUCCGGGGACAGCAGCGGCAGCGUGGGCAACCCGGCGGGAGCGGUGCUCUGCGUGCACGGCGGGUUGAGCCCGCUCAUCGACACGGUGGAUAAGAUCCGCCUCAUCGACCGCAAGCAGGAGGUGCCCCACGAGGGUGCUAUGUGCGACCUUCUCUGGUCAGACCCCGACGAUAUCGACGGAUGGGGUCUGUCGCCGCGAGGGGCGGGCUUCUUGUUUGGAGCUGAUAUUGUUAAGGUGUUCAACCACCGCAACGACCUCAGCCUUAUUGCGCGCGCCCAUCAGCUCGUCAUGGAAGGCUUCAAGGAGAUGUUCGACGCUUCCAUCGUCACGGUUUGGUCGGCGCCCAACUACUGCUACCGAUGCGGCAACGUGGCCGCCGUGCUGGAGCUGUCCGAGGACUCGUCCGGCUGGGGGGUGUUCUCGCGAAGCAACGGCGACGUGGGCCGCAGCAGCGGCGUCAUGACGGGGCUCGAACCCGACGAAGUGGCACCCAAGAGCGGUCCGGCGAGGCGGUAUCGCGUGUUCCAGGCGGCACCCCAGGACUCUAGAGGGAUGCCGGCGAAGAAGCCCGUGGCCGAUUACUUUCUGUAG
Molecule: messenger RNA, 1215 nt
Organism: Purpureocillium lilacinum
Lineage: Eukaryota; Fungi; Ascomycota; Sordariomycetes; Hypocreales; Ophiocordycipitaceae
Biological process (GO): double-strand break repair via homologous recombination
Cellular component (GO): nucleus; cytoplasm
Molecular function (GO): protein serine/threonine phosphatase activity
Source: RefSeq, a predicted model, not a curated record